Molecule: messenger RNA, 4369 nt
Organism: Vitis vinifera (wine grape)
Lineage: Eukaryota; Viridiplantae; Streptophyta; Magnoliopsida; Vitales; Vitaceae
Product: DExH-box ATP-dependent RNA helicase DExH3
Exons: 19
Coding region: 196-3780 (1194 amino acids)
Cellular component (GO): intracellular anatomical structure; nucleus
Molecular function (GO): ATP binding; RNA binding
Source: RefSeq, a predicted model, not a curated record
UUUUAUUUUAUGAAACAGAUAUAACUCUGAACUCCCUCCCCAAAACCCUUGGCAAGCGACAGCUUAAACCCUCUUCUCAUUUCCCCACCACCUCUCUUCAACCACCAAGCCUAAUUCCUCUCUUCUCUAAACCCCCAAUUUCAGCAAAAAUGCUACUAAAACCCUAAAACUACCGCCCCAAAUCCGAUUCCUACCAUGCCCUACCCUUACGCCUCCAUUUUUCAAGGUUGUUUCAGAACCACCAUGUCUCUUAAACCCGUUCCUCUCCAAUUCCACAUCCGUCCUUACCACAAGACCCCCAAAAUGUUCAGGCCUUUGCUCUUCACCCCAAUGAGAGCCCAUGUCUCUGCUGGCGGUUCCUUGUAUCUGCGAUCAGUGGUGGCGUGCUCGGCCUCUUCUGGUGCCUGUGCUCGGUCCCUGGAGCUUGAUUGGCGGCAGAGGAAUGUGGCCCUGCCCUAUUUGUUUCAUCAGAAUUCGCGGUAUGGUCGGUUUGCUUAUGAUGAUUUUUCCGAGUAUGACUCCGACCGUGAAGUAGAGUCGGCUCAGCAGCAGCAGAUGCGUGCUUCCACCCAUGAGAACAUUGAUGAGUGGAAAUGGAAAUUAACCAUGCUUAUCCGCAACAAAGAUGAGCAAGAAGUGGUCUCAACAGAGAAAAAGGACAGACGUGAUUUUGAGCAAAUUUCAGCACUGGCAACCAGAAUGGGCUUAUAUAGCUGUCAGUAUUCAAGAGUUGUUGUCUUUAGUAAAGUUCCGCUGCCAAAUUACAGAUCUGAUCUGGAUGAUAAGCGUCCACAGAGGGAGGUGGUGUUACCUUUUGGGUUGCAAAGAGAAGUACAUGCUCAUCUUAAAGAAUACCUUUCUCAAAAGUCUAUGAGCAGGGAAAGUUUUUCAGAUAAGACCUUGUCAAGGUCAAUUGGUAACAGCAGUGUUACUGAGGAGGGAUUUUAUGAGCAACAGGAGCCCUUGACACAGACUAGUGUCGUCAUGGAACGAAUCCUCAAACGGAAAAGUUUGCAAAUACGUAAUCAACAACAAGAUUGGCAGGAAUCUUCAGAAGGCCAAAAGAUGCAAGAGUUUCGCAGAAGUCUCCCUGCAUACAAAGAGAGAGAGGCAUUAUUAAAUGCCAUUUCACAAAAUCAGGUGGUUGUAGUCUCAGGUGAAACUGGUUGUGGUAAGACCACACAACUCCCUCAGUACAUUUUAGAAUCUGAGAUUGAAGCUGCUCGUGGAGCUUUCUGUAGUAUUAUUUGUACUCAGCCUAGACGAAUAUCAGCUAUGUCUGUCUCUGAAAGAGUUGCUGCAGAGAGAGGUGAAAAACUGGGAGAAUCUGUUGGUUAUAAAGUUCGGCUGGAGGGAAUGAAAGGGAGGGACACUCGCCUUCUUUUUUGCACUACUGGCAUAUUAUUGAGAAGAUUACUUGUUGACAGAAAUUUGAAGGGUGUAACUCAUGUUAUCGUCGAUGAGAUUCAUGAACGUGGAAUGAAUGAAGAUUUUCUCCUUAUUGUCCUAAAAGACCUGCUUCCUCGUCGGCCAGAAUUGAGGCUGAUUCUGAUGAGUGCAACUCUUAAUGCUGAGCUUUUUUCCUCCUACUUUGGUGGUGCUCCAAGUAUCCAUAUUCCUGGGUUUACGUACCCAGUACGAACUCAUUUUCUGGAAAAUAUUCUGGAAAUGACUGGAUAUAGAUUGACUCCUUAUAAUCAAAUUGAUGAUUAUGGUCAAGAAAAGGUGUGGAAAAUGCAGAAACAAGCUCUCAGAAAGAGAAAGAGCCAAAUUGCUUCCUCGGUUGAGGAUGCACUUGAAGUUGCUAAUUUUGAUGCAUAUAGCCCACGGACACAAGACUCUUUAUCCUGUUGGAAUCCUGAUUCUAUUGGUUUUAACCUUAUCGAACAUGCUCUUUGCCACAUAGUUAAAAAAGAAAGACCUGGUGCUGUCUUGGUUUUCAUGACUGGUUGGGAUGACAUAAAUUCUUUGAAAGAUCAGCUCGAAGCUCAUCCUCUCUUGGGAGAUCCAAGCAGAGUUUUGCUGCUUGCAUGCCAUGGUUCCAUGGCCAGCUCAGAGCAGAGGUUAAUAUUUGAUAAGCCGGAAGAUGGAGUAAGGAAAAUAGUUCUUGCUACCAACAUGGCUGAGACUAGUAUCACCAUUAAUGAUGUGGUUUUUGUGGUCGAUUGUGGAAAGGCAAAAGAGACGUCAUACGAUGCUCUGAAUAACACUCCUUGUUUACUUCCUUCUUGGAUCUCAAAGGCUUCUGCUCGACAAAGAAGAGGAAGAGCGGGUCGUGUACAACCUGGUGAAUGUUACCAUCUGUAUCCAAAAUGUGUAUAUGAUGCUUUUUCUGAUUACCAAUUGCCAGAACUUCUAAGGACACCUUUACAGUCCCUUUGUUUGCAAAUCAAGAGUUUGCAACUUGGAAGUAUUUCAGAAUUCCUGGCCAGGGCCUUGCAGCCACCAGAACCCUUAUCGGUUCAAAAUGCCAUCGAGUAUUUGAAGACCAUUGGGGCUUUAGAUGAGAAUGAGAAUUUGACAGUGUUAGGACGCAACUUGUCAAUGCUUCCGGUUGAGCCCAAACUUGGGAAAAUGCUCAUAUUUGGUUCUCUUUUCAACUGUCUGAAUCCAAUAAUGACUGUUGUUGCUGGUCUUAGUGUUAGAGAUCCGUUCUUGAUGCCAUUUGACAAGAAGGAUCUUGCAGAAUCAGCAAAAGCUCUUUUCUCAGGCCGCACCUUCAGUGACCAUCUUGCACUUGUCCAAGCCUAUGAGGGCUGGAAAGAGGCUGAAAGACAGCAAUCUGGAUACGAGUACUGUUGGAGAAAUUUCCUUUCUGCACAAACUCUAAAAGCUAUUGAUUCCCUUCGAAGGCAAUUCUUUUAUUUGCUCAAGGAUGCUGGUCUGGUUGAAAACAACACAGAAGCAUGCAAUAAGUGGAGCCAUGAUGAGCAUCUCAUUCGAGCAGUCAUUUGUGCAGGCCUGUUCCCUGGGAUAUGCUCUGUUGUUAACAAGGAAAAAUCAAUAUCAUUGAAAACGAUGGAGGAUGGUCAAGUUCUUCUGUACUCGAAUUCGGUGAAUGCCCGGGAACCUAAAAUUCCAUACCCGUGGUUAGUUUUCAAUGAAAAGGUGAAGGUGAAUUCAGUUUUCCUCCGUGAUUCCACUGCUGUAUCUGAUUCUAUGCUUCUUUUAUUUGGAGGACGUAUUUCCAGAGGGGGAAUUGAUGGACACCUGAAAAUGUUGGGAGGAUAUUUGGAGUUCUUCAUGAAACCUGACUUAGCAGAUACAUAUCUGAGCCUCAAGAAAGAGCUUGAAGAACUAAUUCAACAGAAACUUCUGAAUCCAACACUGGAUGUACACACCAAUAAUGAGCUGCUAUCUGCAGUAAGAUUACUGGUUUCAGAGGAUGAAUGCAAUGGCAGGUUUGUCUUUGGCCGCCAGUUGCCUAAGUCUUCAAAACAGGCGAUAAAAGAGACCUCGGCUGGUGCACUCUUGAGAAGUGGUGGAGCUGGGGGUGAUAAUGCAAAGGGUAGGCUGCAAACUGUACUUAUCAGGGGUGGACAUCAGGCACCAGUCUACAAGACGAGACAACUGAAAAAUAACAUGUUCCGGUCCACUGUGAUCUUCAACGGAUUGCAGUUUGCGGGGCAGCCUUGCAGCAGUAAGAAACUUGCGGAAAAGGAUGCAGCAGCCAAAGCUCUGGAAUGGUUGAUGGGCGAGAGACAAUCAUCCACUGAAGACAUUGACCAUAUGUCAAUGCUUCUAAAAAAGAGCAAAGGGAAACGUCGGAAGAGAACUUAAAUUCAUCUUACUAAGUUGGUCAUAAACUGCCCAUGAUAGGUGAAGGUUAAAAUGGUCAUUUAUUAUUUUUCAAGGGGGAAGAGCUGAGUUCCUAGUCCAAACUGAAACAAAUGAUGGACUAGGUGGUGGACCUUAAUCUUUCUGGCCAUGACAUUGUUACCUCACAGGAAGUUGCAGUUCCAAGAGUCAAUGACAGAUCUUGUCAUUUUUAACCCCUGCUUUUUUACAUGGGUGAUAGAUAAAAUUCCACAGAAGCAGAAGCUUGAUUUUCUACCAAGGCUUACUAAAGAUACAGAAUUAGGAUUAUUUUUCACACAAAGGUGCUGUCCAUCUCAGCUCAAAGAUCACUUUGAUCCAAACUUAUUGUUGUAUCGGGUGGCCACCAUCACUUUAGUAUCAAUUAGAGAUAGAAUUCUUAUCAAAGAAGUAGAAACAAUAAGAAUUAUCUGUAAAGCGAGGACACAUAGCUAUCCAUUUCUUCUCUCUCAGUUUUGUAAAUUGCUCUUGUUUGAAUCUGAAGAUUUGGUGCAUUUGCAGGUUCCUGCCCAAGCAUACAAUGGAUAUAAGCUAGACAAUUCUAUGACCCAAA